AUGUAUCAUCCUGUAUGGACCGCCGCCGAGCUCGAGGUUCUCGAGUCACUCUACAAAAAACCGUCUACUCGAUAUUUAACCGGUACCCAGAUUCAUAGACUUUUUAAGACCGAACAAGCACGUCAUCUACCCGGUGGUGAGCUUCAUUCUUCGGAACCCUGGCUCCCAAGACCUAUGACACUUAUGAGCUUUUAUAGACAGUAUCACAACUGCUGUGCAAAAGUAGAUAGAACGGCUGCGCUACCGCCGAUUCGAGAUGCGCCAGUCCAAGCUCCUCAGGUACAGCAAGUGCCAGUACAAGUCCCAGAAAGACAACAGCGAGUGCUAUUGCAAGCUCCACCAAGACUACAGCAAGUGCCGCUUGGAACUCCGCAAAUGCCACAGCAACUGCCAGUGGAAGUCUCACAGAUACAACAACAGGCGCCCGUCCAAGCUCCACAGGGACUUCAGCAAGUACCAAUUCAAGUCCCACAAAGUCACCAGCAAGGGCCCGUCCUAGCUCCAAUGCAAACACCUGUCCACCAAACCCCAAGACUCUCACUCCCUCCAGGCACUACUUGUCUCCCAGCAGGCGCCGUCCGCAUUCCCGGUAGCACCAACCGUUUUGCGCACCACACUUACCUCCUCCCCGACAAGCGCAUCCUCCUGCCCAACGGGCUGAUCCUAACCAAAGUCUCCACCGGUACUCGACGCAACAUCCAGCCUCCCAGUCCUGAAGCCCUACAACGCGCCGCCGCCCUCGCUCUCGCUCGCGCUCAUCUCCUAGCUCCGCUAAGACACACCAACAUGCACCUUCCCCUUCCGCGCAUCCGGCAAGUUGUCGGAAGAGAGUUGCAGGGAAGAGCUCAUUUGAAUGCUACCGCGAUCGCUCGUGCUUCUGCCGCGCGAUCUCUCCAGUAUAGACAGCGAUCUCCAGCCCCCGGAUCCCGCGAACAACCCAUCCUCCUCGACGACGAUGAGGAUUCUGCAUCCACUGCAGACAACAGUUCUGUCUCCGCCUCGGCUUCUCGAGAUCAAACUCCACUCUUUGCUCGCGCGUUUCGAACCCUCACAGUCGAGGAUGAAAAUUCCUCUCCCACUUCAGUCGUUCGACUCUCGAAUGGGAGACAUCCUCUUCCUUCUUCUCUUAUUGCACCAGCUGGUCCGAUGACUUUGGAGAGGAUCUUGAAUUGA
Messenger RNA from Botrytis byssoidea, 1173 nucleotides. RefSeq lists its product as uncharacterized. The transcript has a single exon. The record is from RefSeq and is a predicted model, not a curated record. Lineage: Eukaryota; Fungi; Ascomycota; Leotiomycetes; Helotiales; Sclerotiniaceae. Bases 1 to 1173 code for a protein of 390 amino acids.